This is a messenger RNA of Chlamydomonas reinhardtii, 3485 nucleotides long. RefSeq lists its product as uncharacterized. The transcript is spliced from 5 exons. NCBI's taxonomy places the organism in Eukaryota, Viridiplantae, Chlorophyta, Chlorophyceae, Chlamydomonadales, Chlamydomonadaceae. The coding region runs from base 97 to 2649 and encodes 850 amino acids. Gene Ontology annotation, molecular function: DNA-binding transcription factor activity; DNA binding. The record is from RefSeq and is a predicted model, not a curated record. Gene Ontology annotation, biological process: regulation of DNA-templated transcription.
CCCGCGGUCCCAAAACAUUCUCCUAGCUCUGUUAUUUGUGCUACCUAUAAGCUGAGGGCGCUAAUCGACACUGCUGGCUGACAGCAUACGCUUUAGAUGCCGCCCGCGUGUGGGCUAGUUCAAGGCGACGCCAGCUGGAGACUAAACACUAGCAAGGAGAUGCAGUUCGACGACGGCGCAGGCGCUAUGGACGACGCGGUUCGGGCAGCGGGCGAUGCGCUCGGCGCCCGUCGCCCGCCCACGUCUGCCUAUCGCGGUGUCUGCUGGCACAGGAAGUCAAAGCGGUGGCAGAGCGCUAUCAACAGUUCUGGCAAGCACGUGUACCUGGGGAGCUUUGAUACGGAGGAGGAGGCUGCGCGCAUGUUUGACAAGGUCGCCAUUCGAGUGCGCGGCGGCAAAGCCAAACUCAACUUCCCGGUCGAGGACUACGUCGGCCCCGACGGCCAGCUGCUGCCCUCCGACCCCGCCGACCCCCGCCUGGAGGCCGUGGUGCGGGAGGCGCGCCGGGCGCUUAUGGACAAGCAGCAGCAGCGCGCCGGCGAGGCUCUGGACAUGGGCGGCGCAGGUGCCGGCAUGCCCGGCCACUACGGCUACUACGCACCGCUGAGCGGCCUUGCCGCCGCGCCACUGGCACUGCCGGCGCCGCUGCCGCUGCCGUCCCCGCCGCUGCUGGGCGGUCACCCGCAUUCCCACGGCGACGCUGACGGCGGCCUGUUUGCCAAGCGCCGCCGCUACGACCUGCCCUACGGCUCAGAGCACGGCGGCCCGGUGCUGGAGCUGAGCAAACCGCCCGCCACCGCCGGCCUGCGCCCCGCUCAGUACCCCCCGCAGUACCCGCCCCAUUACCAGCAGCAGUACCCGCCAGCGUACCAACAGCAGCAGCAGUACCAGCAACCCCAUGCAGGCAUGGCCGUCGUUGAUGGCAGCGGCAGUCGCAGCGCCGUGUAUCUGCGCCAGCCGCCGCCCGUGCCCCUGGACGUGUCAAGCUUCACCGCGACUCCCUCAACUGUAGGUGCCCCCCGUGCGGUCCCCGCCAGCGUGUCACUGCGCACGUCCUCGCCGCGGCUGCACAUGGAGCCGCCGCAGUCGCAGCAGCAGCCCCAGCAGUUGAUGCAGCUGGUGGUGCGGCAAGGCGGUGGCAGCCUGACGGGCGUGCUGGGCGGCGGAAGCGGGCCCGCCCCUGGCGGCGGCAUGGAUGACGACGUGGUAGCGGCAGUGGGCGGCGGCGCCAUGCAGCUCAAGCCCGACGACCGCACUGCCACCGGCACCGGCAUGGCCCAGCAGCAGCAGCAGCAGACGCAGCAGCCUCCCUCCAGCUCCAGCGGUGCGCCGGCGAACACCGAGGCCCUGCUGCUGGCUGCGCUGCUGCAGCGCGAGCAGCAACGCGAGCAGCAGCGCCGGGAGCAGCGUGAGCAGCAGCAGCAACAACAGCAGCUGCAGCAAGAGGACGAGGCUGAGCAGUCGGCUGCCUCGGUGUUGCGCCACCUGCUGCGCUGCUCCCAGCAGCAGACAACCAAGGCUGCCGGCGAGUCCGCCGAGGCUGCCAACGUGCGCCGCAGCAGCUGCGGCGACAUGGGCAGCGGCGUGGCUGCCUCUUCAGGCUGCGGCGCCAAGCGCUCCCGCGAGGAGGGCGAGGACGGCGCUGCGAGGUGGUCGCCGCGGCACGAGAGCUCGUUGCUGCCGCCGGCCUCAGGCUCCGCUGUCAGCUUGCGCGCCCAGAGCAGCGGCCCCGCACCAACGGGCGGUACCGUCCCCUCUGCCCCUGCGUCCGCUACUCCUGCGUCUGCUGCCCCAGCUGCCGGCGACGACGUGCCUGCCCUGGUGCGCCGCUUCCUGGCGGCGGCGCCCAGCCAGCUGCCGCGGGGCGCCACGCUGCAGUGUGUGGUGCCGGUGAGCGAGGAGCCCGCGGCCGCGGUGCUGCUGGGCUACACCUACUGCACCAGCGGCAGUGGCAGCGCCACAGCCAGCCCCACCACCUCGGCGGCGCGCGGCGACGGUGCUGUGGCAGCCGGCGGUGCUGACGUCGCUGACGUGACCGCGCCCGCCCGCGGCAGCCACCCGUCUUCGCCCACCGCCGCCGGCGGCCUGGCGCCCAGCGGCAGCGCCUUCGCCCGCGCCAGCACCAGCGCUCGCGAGCAGUGGGGCGCGGGCGUGUUCCUGCGCGGCGCCUGCCGCGACCUGGGCAGCACCUUCUCAACCGGCGAGGACGCGCUGCAGGCGGCGCAGGGCUGUGUGCGCCUCAUGCUCGACUGCCUGGUGCCGCUGGCGCCGCCGCCCUCAGCCGCCGCCGCUCGUGAGGAGCACCGGCCGCAGGCGCCGCCUCUGCCGCGCAGCCAGCCGGUGAAGCGGUCGUGGCCGCAGUCUGCACACAGCCACAGUGAGGAGGUGCCCGCGCCGCAGCGCCCGCAGCAGCCCGCCUGCCCGGCGCCGCUGCCAUCCCGCGCCGGCAGCGGCUCUAUCUUGGAGACUCUGCAGCGGCAGGUGCAGCAGCAGCAGCAGAGCAUGCGCCAGCCGCCCUCGCCGAAGGAGGUGUUGAAGCCGGAACAGAAACAGCAGCAGCCGCUGAAGCUGGAGGAUUUGCUGUCCGGCGCCUCGAGCUCGCAGCUGCUGGCCCUGCUCACCCGCCUGUGCCAGCAGCAACAGCAGUGAACAGGGAGGCGGCGAGGUUGAACUGGAAGUGACGUCGGGGACAUGUCGUGGCACGCCGGUGCUGAGUAGCACACCGCUGCAUGUGACACAUGUUGCACUGCCGGCUGGACAAAAGGUUCCCAAGGAGUUGUGUGUUGCGGCUAUCGCUUUACCCUGGUGUAGUUACCCUGUCGGGGGUUGCUUGCUCUCUGUCAAUAUCGACUGCAAGGAGAGACAGGCAAGGCGCCAUUAAUUGAGGGAAAAAGAAGAUUCCCUAUAAACUGUGGUGGGUAGCGGCCCAAAUGCCGCUAAAGGAUAAGUCACGUGGUUCGCAUUGGACAAGCAAGACGAUGGGGAGACUGACGAAGGGCGUACGCGCUCUCUGAGCAUAGCAUUCGGGAACGGCCAACAGCCUACAAACCCAAUCUAAUCAUGAAAAGCGGUGUGGCGCCUGUGCGCGCCCCAGUACGCUUGCGAUUUCUGAUGCCAUGUGGCGCGAUGUGCUCCGUGUGUGUUCGUUACGGGUUGUUCUGUUUGAUUGUGUGCGUGCGGCAGGCUAGAAGCAGUGCCCCCGGCAGGCCAGAAGCAGUGCCCCUGGCCCCACAUGCGCGUGUGGCAGCGUGUGUACUUGACGGUGUAGGAUGUGUCUGUGUCUAGGUCGAGCGUGUACUGGGACAGCAAUGCAGGGCCGUCAGUUGCACAACACUGAGGACUGAAGCGAAGGUACUGAAGCGAACUCCGCGAGACUGAAGAGAGAUGCACGAUGCACGAGAGGGGAGCGUCGCUUCGCACACAUUGGUACGGGCUGUACGGCACGCCCCAUGCAGACGCACCUUAAUGUAAAGUACAUGUUGUCA